AUGGAUAACAACGUGGAGCCAGCCGUUGCAAAAGAAGCGGUACUGCAGGAAAGCGCAAAGUUACCGGCGGACACACCAACUAUUCGAGGCUACGAUUGGAACGAAGGAUAUAACUAUGAAAAACUGUUCGGCUCGUAUGUUCACAGUGGAUUCCAGGCGACGAAUCUCGGGAAAGCGAUUGAAGAAGUUAAUAAAAUGAUUACCGCUCGACGUGUUCCUCUCCCUGAGGAUAAACUUGAUGUGUACGAAGAGGAUGAUUUCAUCAGACGGCGUUCAAGCUGUACCAUUUUCCUUGGCUACACUUCCAACAUGGUAUCCGCUGGAGUACGCGAAACGAUCAGAUUUUUAGUGCAACAUCGUAUGGUGGACUGCAUUGUGACGACGGCGGGAGGUGUAGAAGAGGACCUGAUCAAAUGCCUGGCACCAACCUACCUUGGGUCAUUUGAACUAGCAGGGCGAGAACUGCGCGAGAAAGGCAUCAAUCGGAUAGGAAACCUACUGGUACCGAAUGAAAACUAUUGUCAAUUCGAGAACUGGGUUACUCCCAUCCUAGAUGAAAUGCUAGAGGAGCAAAAGAGCAAAGGGACUCUGUGGACACCGUCGAAGGUGAUCGCUAGGUUGGGUGAAAAAAUUAACGAUGAAACGUCGAUCUACUACUGGGCUGCCAAGAAUCACAUUCCCGUAUUCAGUCCUGCGUUGACUGAUGGCAGUCUGGGUGAUAUGAUGUAUUUUCACUCUUUCCGCAACCCGGGGCUUGUAGUGGACAUCGUAUCGGAUUUACGGCGACUUAACACGAUGGCUGUGAAGGCCGUUCAAUCUGGUAUCAUCAUCGUCGGUGGUGGUGUGAUAAAGCACCAUGUUUGCAAUGCGAAUCUGAUGCGAAAUGGUGCGGAUUUCUCGGUGUUUAUCAACACCGCAUCCGAGUACGAUGGCAGCGAUAGUGGAGCCCGGCCAGAUGAAGCUAUUUCGUGGGGGAAAAUAAAGAAAGACGCAUCGCCUGUAAAGGUGUACGCGGAGGCCAGCUUGGUUUUUCCGAUACUAAUUGGUGAAACAUUUGUUAAGGAUCAUUUUCGGGAAAAAUAA
This is a messenger RNA of Anopheles nili, 1083 nucleotides long. Its product is annotated as probable deoxyhypusine synthase. Gene Ontology annotation, cellular component: cytoplasm. The transcript is spliced from 2 exons. Gene Ontology annotation, molecular function: deoxyhypusine synthase activity. Lineage: Eukaryota; Metazoa; Arthropoda; Insecta; Diptera; Culicidae. Bases 1 to 1083 code for a protein of 360 amino acids. Gene Ontology annotation, biological process: peptidyl-hypusine biosynthetic process. The record is from RefSeq and is a predicted model, not a curated record.